UCAGGAAGGGCCAGUAGAGAAUUGGAUUCCCUCAAGGCGGACAAUCAAGCUCUCGUGCACGACAUGCUUUUAUUGAGGGAUGAAAUGGAGCAGCUAAAGCGAGGCAACAAGCGAGGUUUGGAGGCAGUCACGGAGAAGAGUCCUGCUGAACCGGUACACGGGAAGUCGAAACAAGGUGAAGAAGGUCAGACGCCUGCCGAAUGGGCCAAGCUCGCUGAGGCGUACAGGCGGAUGCGCGACGAAAAAGACAGGGCGGAGCGGGAGGUUUCUGCGUCGAAGGAACGAAUCAAUCGUAUCAAGAUCAUGUCACCCUCGAGCUCCAGGAAGAAGCUGUUUGGGCGGAGGAAGAGCCUCAAAGGAGGCUGCAGUCCAAUACGGAAAGAUGGUGAUCAGGUGAAGAUCACUUUUGUGAGGAAGGUUGGUGAAGAAAAAGAGGCAUUCUGUAGGAGGGUAAACAAUGACCUUGGAAAGUUGAGGAAAGCACAGUUUGAAGCGCUAUGUAAGGAUGAAGGAAUCGAGUACGGCGGGGUCAAGAAAACUGCGGGAGACCUAGCCGACAUCUACACGGCAAGGGCUUACCAGCAUCAGGCCAACAGAAGGUUGGCCGAAAAUGAUGAAGAGGAACAUGAGGAGGAAGAUCUUGAAGAAGGUGAGUCCGCGGAUGUGGCAGGUGCUUCCACCGAUUAUGCAACAGCUGCCGAAUCUCCGGAAGGCCGGUUCCGAGCGCCGGUGCUAUUUAUUCUUCUUUGGCCACUAUUCGAGAUAUGAGGAACUGUGGUGAUAAGUUGUGUCUGCCUAGUCUUAACCAGCUCUUUCGCUGCCAUGUUAUCUUAUUGAUCUUGUCC
Molecule: messenger RNA, 845 nt
Organism: Chara braunii
Lineage: Eukaryota; Viridiplantae; Streptophyta; Charophyceae; Charales; Characeae
Source: the annotation of a GenBank genome assembly